AUGAUUCCAAUUAUAUUUACAUAUAUUUUAACUACAUUCAAAAAUUUACACUAUUUAAAAUUUGGUUCAUCUUCAAUUUCUUAUCCACGAUUAUCAUUUUAUAUUACACGUCCAUUUAUUAUCUCACUGAAUUUAUUAGAAUUAUAUAUUAAUUUAGAAUAUUUUACUAAUUAUCUUUAUCUAUGUAAUAAAUGUUUUAAUCAACUUCAUACAUUUUAUGUUAAUAUUUUACGAAUUCAAUUUUCGAAUCAAAUAAUUAAUAAUACAGAAAAAUCAUCUAAAUUGAAAUGUUUUUCACUUUCCUCAAAAAUAGGUCAAUGUCAUAUUUAUACAUAUCCAUAUCAAUUAGAAUAUUAUGAUAUGAUAACAAAUAAUUUUUUAGAUGGAAUAUUUAAAUGUGUUCGUAAAAUAUUAUUAUUUGAUGAAUAUCCAUUUGAACAUGAAUUUAUUUUUCAAAUUUCAAAAUCAUUUCCAUUUUUAGAAAAAUUAACUAUAAUCAAUCGAAAACGAUAA
Rotaria sordida is the source of this 513-nucleotide messenger RNA. NCBI's taxonomy places the organism in Eukaryota, Metazoa, Rotifera, Eurotatoria, Philodinida, Philodinidae. The record is from the annotation of a GenBank genome assembly.